AUGGCCAAAACCGUUACUGAGCCAGGAUUUUGCUACGCUGUAGACGUCAUGCUGGCUUCUCCAAACUCGCUCAAUCUACUGCAACACUCUCUCCUGCGGUUCCGCCCCAGCCGCGGAAACAAGUUCAUACCGUUCCCCCAAGACGAACUUCUCGGCGCGGACUUUGAUCUCCUUGUCCUUGGAUGCCAGCCACUCCAACCCAGCAUCGUGAUCCAUGCCUUCCAAUCUCACUCUCACCUCGCUAGAUCACCUCAACGGCCAUGGCGGCUCCGCGUAGAAACGCACCAGAGCGCCGUCGCCGCCUUCGGCACGAUUGAACCGCCGCAAUGGAACAAUAAUCCGGUUGUACAUCGCCAAACCCUGCCUCUCUUGGUCCCGCGUUAUCUCGUACGUCCCCAAAGACCCUCUACCAGAAUCCCUGUGGUCCACCACAACGAGACGCAGCGUCAGGAUGGGCAGGUUGAGCUCGUCUCGGAUCCAAUCCACCGUCUCGUCCCAGCCCCGGAGCGCAGGGUGAUCGUCGCGCGGCCGGUUGCCAUGAUAAAAAGGGGAAAACACAAUUUCGAGAAGCGAAUAUACCGCAGGCAGUGUCUCGGGACAACUCUUCUCAAGAAAUGGCUGGCCGCGAAGGACGUGUGCGGGUAA
This is a messenger RNA of Parathielavia appendiculata, 645 nucleotides long. RefSeq lists its product as uncharacterized. Bases 1 to 645 code for a protein of 214 amino acids. The record is from RefSeq and is a predicted model, not a curated record. NCBI's taxonomy places the organism in Eukaryota, Fungi, Ascomycota, Sordariomycetes, Sordariales, Chaetomiaceae. The transcript is spliced from 2 exons.